This is a messenger RNA of Salmo salar (Atlantic salmon), 4688 nucleotides long. Lineage: Eukaryota; Metazoa; Chordata; Actinopteri; Salmoniformes; Salmonidae. The record is from RefSeq and is a predicted model, not a curated record.
CAGUUUUUCCAAUCUUGUCAUCCUUGUAUUGGAGGUAGGUUUUUCCCCUAGCCAUAUCUCGCUCUUGUUUUAAUUUAAACAGGAAGUCUGUCUGACCCCAGUGCAGCUGUUAACAAGCGUAGGAUCGGAAUCUUAAUUCUGUCAAGUGUCAACGCUGCGUUUCCUGCCCUCAUUUCUGACUAAAUACUCAGCUAGCUAGCUAGCUUGACUUCAGGUCCAUCUGCGUUAGUUUCCCGACCCCGAAGGUGUUUUAUCGUUUGGUUCGUUACUUUGAUCGGGCGCCAAGGGAUGGCGUUUUUGGAGAAACAGUCCCCGGGAAGGGUGCUGUUGGAUGACACGGUGGCCCUUACAGCACUGAUCGAGGCUAGCCAAAAUCUACAAUCUCACACGGAAUACAUAAUCCGUGUACAGAGGGGUGUGUCUACAGAAAACAGUUGGCAGGUCAUAAAGCGAUACAGCGACUUUGAUAUGCUGAAUAGCAGUUUGUUGGUCUCUGGCGUCAGCCUGCCUCUACCACCUAAGAAGUUGCUAGGUAACAUGGACAGGGAGUUCAUAGCAGAGAGACAGAGAGGACUACAGGUCUACCUAGACUUUAUUACCCAGCAUCACAUCCUAGCCACCUGUCAACUGGUCAAGAAGUUUCUGGACACCAACAAUUACUCUGCCAACUAUACAGAAAUCGCCUUACAGCAGGUGUCCAUGUUCUUCAGGUCGGAUCCGAAGUGGGAGGUGGUGGAGCCUUUGAAAGACAUUGGGUGGAGGAUACGGAAGAAAUAUUUCUUAAUCAAAAACAAAGAACAACCCAAGGAACGUCAAGUGUUGAGUUGGGUUGACUUGGGUCCAGAUAAAUUCCUGUCAGACAAAGAUCUUCAGUCGACCAUGAAGCUCCUACCCAGCCUCACUAAUCCGUACAUCUGCCCGGUGACGUUCGCCAACACCAGUGAGUUGUCUGCUCUGGUCAUCAGGAUGUUUAACGAAAAGGGAACUCUGAGGGAUCUCAUAUGUAAGGUGAAACCUAAAGAGGUCUUUAUGAGGAAGUACUGCAACCCCAAGAAAAUCCAGGGUCUGGAGCUGCAGCAAAUCAGGACCUACGGACGACAGAUUCUAGAGGUUCUGAAGUUCUUCCAUGACAAAGGCUUUCCGUACGGUCACCUCCAUGCCUCUAACAUAGUGAUAGAAGAUAACACAUGUAAAGUACUGGACAUAGAGAACAGCCUGCUGGGCCUGCCCUCGUACUACCGGCCCUACAUCACACAGUUCAGGAAAAUCAACACGACAGAGAGUAUAGAUGUAUACUCGUUUGGACACUUACUGUAUGAAAUGACGUACGGAAGACCUCCUGAUGCUGUGCCUGUCGACCAGUACCCUGCUGUACCCAACACCUCAGUGGUGUCUGUGCUGCAAUCCAUCCUGUCCACAGAUGCCUGUAAGACCGGGAUGCCCACUGUUGCACAACUGCUGCAGACACCGCUGUUCAGCGACGUGCUGCUGUUUCACUCAGAGAAACUCCAGUUCAAGAUCCCUACCAAAUUAAGAGACGCCUUGAAAACUGCCAAAGAGUGCAUGGAAAAGCGACUCCAAGAAGAGCAGAAAACGAACCAGCAGCACAGGAGGCUGACCAGAGCUCAGUCCCACCACGACUCAGAGGAGGAGAAGAGGAGGAGGAAGAUACUGGCUAGAAAGAAGUCCAGACAGUCGGCCUAUGAGAACGAGGAGGAUCUCUCUGUGAAAUACAACAACAACUCUGGUUCAGGAGCCAGCUCCCCACCAACCUCUCCCUCCUCCCCCACCCCUCCUCACACUACAGGAGUUGCCCCUCCACCUCCUCUUCCUCCUCCUCCUCCUCCUCCUCUACCUCCAAGUGAUAACCCUGGCCAGUCCCACGCCCCUCCUCAUCCUCCUCUCCCUGGGUCAGAUCCUCCUCCUGCCAACGGUGUGGGGCGUGGCGCCCUGCUCACCUCCAUCACAUCAUUCAGUAUAGGCAAACUGAAGAAAACGGUGUCCAUCGACCGCAGCAUCCGACGCUCUGAAGUGGAUCGCUCUUCCUUCUCGUCCUGACCCUGUGGUCCCAGUCACCCCUAAAGGUUACCUGUGGUCCCAGUCACCCCUAAAGGUUACCUGUCGUCUCAGUCACCCCUGAAGGUUACCUGUCGUCCUGACCCUGUCGUCCCAGUCACCCCUAAAGGUUACCUGUCGUCCCAGUCACCCCUGAAGGUUACCUGUCGUCCUGACCCUGUGGUCCCAGUCACCCCUAAAGGUUACCUGUCGUCCCAGUCACCCCUGAAGGUUACCUGUCGUCCUGACCCUGUGGUCCCAGUCACCCCUGAAGGUUACCUGUCGUCCUGACCCUGUGGUCCCAGUCACCCCUAAAGGUUACCUGUCGUCCCAGUCACCCCUGAAGGUUACCUGUCGUCCUGACCCUGUCGUCUCAGUCACCCCUAAAGGUUACCUGUGAUCCCAGUCACCCCUAAAGGUUACCUGUGGUCCCAGUCACCCCUAAAGGUUACCUGUGGUCCCAGUCACCCCUAAAGGUUACCUGUGGUCCCAGUCACCCCUAAAGGUUACCUGUGGUCCCAGUCACCCCUAAAGGUUACCUGUGGUCCCAGUCACCCCUAAAGGUUACCUGUGGUCCCAGUCACCCCUAAAGGUUACCUGUGGUCCCAGUCACCCCUAAAGGUUACCUGUGGUCCCAGUCACCCCUAAAGGUUACCUGUGGUCCCAGUCACCCCUAAAGGUUACCUGUCGCCCUGCUCAAUCCCUUUUUUGCUCCUUCAGUUUUUUUGCUUCUAAAUUUAGUUUCCGCCCGAUGAGUUGACCCCCCCCAGCCCCGCCCCUUAAGAUUUGAGGUAGGGGACGGGGCAUCAACUCCUUUCCAAUAUGGCCGCCUGGUUUGUUCUCCCUUUAGCACAAAAACGACUGGUCAGUGGACUAUACAGGUGGUUUAAAGAUGAGGUGGCAUCAGCCAAGUCUGGUCUCUAUCUGGAAGACUGUAGUGAAUGACUUAUGAUUUCAGUGGAGCGUCCUUUCUUCUUAUUUACAGUGAAGUGACUUGAAUGGAACGUACGUGAAGCAACUGUGAGGGAAGUGAUUCAGAAAGUAAGCACAUGAACCACAGGUGUUUCAGAGGGACUGGGAUUCUGACCUGACAUCCACCAACCAACAGCAUUUCAUCACAGUGAGACGACUAUGAAAGAACUGUCCGUGUCAUCGCAGUGAGACGACUAUGAAAGAACUGUCCGUGUCAUCGCAGUGAGACGACUAUGAAAGAACUGUCCGUGUCAUCGCAGUGAGACGACUAUGAAAGAACUGUCCGUGUCAUCACAGUGAGACGACUAUGAAAGAACUGUCCGUGUCAUCACAGUGAGACGACUAUGAAAGAACUGUCCGUGUCAUCACAGUGAGACGACUAUGAAAGAACUGUCCGUGUCAUCGCAGUGAGACGACUAUGAAAGAACUGUCCGUGUCAUCGCAGUGAGACGACUAUGAAAGAACUGUCCGUGUCAUCGCGGUGAGACGACUAUGAAAGAACUGUCCGUGUCAUCGCAGUGAGACGACUAUGAAAGAACUGUCCGUGUCAUCGCAGUGAGACGACUAUGAAAGAACUGUCCGUGUCAUCGCGGUGAGACGACUAUGAAAGAACUGUCCGUGUCAUCGCGGUGAGACGACUAUGAAAGAACUGUCCGUGUCAUCGCAGUGAGACGACUAUGAAAGAACUGUCCGUGUCAUCGCAGUGAGACGACUAUGAAAGAACUGUCCGUGUCAUCGCAGUGAGACGACUAUGAAAGAACUGUCCGUGUCAUCGCAGUGAGACGACUAUGAAAGAACUGUCCGUGUCAUCGCAGUGAGACGACUAUGAAAGAACUGUCCGUGUCAUCGCAGUGAGACGACUAUGAAAGAACUGUCCGUGUCAUCGCAGUGAGACGACUAUGAAAGAACUGUCCGUGUCAUCGCAGUGAGACGACUAUGAAAGAACUGUCCGUGUCAUCACAGUGAGACGACUAUGAAAGAACUGUCCGUGUCAUCGCAGUGAGACGACUAUGAAAGAACUGUCCGUGUCAUCGCAGUGAGACGACUAUGAAAGAACUGUCCGUGUCGUCGCAGUGAGACGACUAUGAAAGAACUGUCCGUGUCAUCGCAGUGAGACGACUAUGAAAGAACUGUCCGUGUCAUCGCAGUGAGACGACUAUGAAAGAACUGUCCGUGUCAUCACAGUGAGACGACUAUGAAAGAACUGUCCGUGUCAUCGCAGUGAGACGACUAUGAAAGAACUGUCCGUGUCAUCGCAGUGAGACGACUAUGAAAGAACUGUCCGUGUCAUCGCAGUGAGACGACUAUGAAAGAACUGUCCGUGUCAUCACAGUGAGACGACUAUGAAAGAACUGUCCGUCUGUAUUAUGUUUAUUGAAUCUGUAUUCUUUUUACCUUUUUGUUUUCUUGGAAUGAAUGGAAGGAGAUGUGAUGCUGUUGGACUGUCUGUGUUGCUUAUGUCUAUGUGCCACAUUCAUCUCUGUGCCUGCGUCAAUAUAUGGCUUGCGUCCCAAAUGGCAUCCCAUUUCCUAUAUAGUGCACUACUUAGUAGUAGUCUGCUAUAUAGGGGAUAGGGUGCCAUUUUCAAAUGCGCACAUAGAUACAAAAAAAAAAAACUAUGGACGCUGCAAGGAUUAAAACCUCAGAUUACCCAUUGUUUA